GGCGGCGGCAGCAUCCUGAGCAAACAACAGCAGCAGCAAUACUGAACAGGUGAGACUAAGCUAAUGGCUAAUACGCAUUUACUUCUGAGUGUCAACAGCGUCUCCUCUUCUUUUCACCAAAGUGUUGAGUUAAAACGUGUAAACUUUAUCGCUAACGCGGUUGUCGGUGGACAUUGACGAAGCUGUCACAGAGUGUCGCUCGGUAUCAGUCGAGAGUCAAAGUGACUUGAUGGCAGCUCGUCUGUUACAGCGUCCCUGUUCCUUUAAUGUAAUGACUGGAGCAGACGUGUCGCCCCUGACACGGCAAUGACUGUCACACAAUAGCCGAAGGAGCCGAAGGACAGGUUGUUUUCUGGCUAAUUGAUGUUGGUCAAAUAAAUCGAAAAACAAUCGGCGUGCAGGACGUAAAUAACGUGCCCCGGGUCUUACAUCCAGGAUACUCAUCCUGGAUGUUUGUUUACUAACGCUGCACCGUGGUGAGUCGUGAGUUCAACAGGGGACGUGGUCGAUAACGUUACUCCACAUCUGCUUUACCAGCAUCCCGUUGAUUGGCUCAAUUCUUCUUCCACCACGGUUAUAAGUCAGUAAAAGUCACAAUACAGUGAUAAUGUUAUCGUCUAGUAAUGUUUUACCCGACAUCUCUGUUCAUUUGCUGUCCUGUGUUGAGGGACAUAUCGGUCAUUUUGUCUCACAUGUCGGUGGAGAUUACCAUCCUUACAUAAUCCAGAAACUAUAACAUUUAGUUUUUUUGCUAUAUUUUCUUUAAAUCUUAUUUAAAGAAUAAGAAGACAUGAAAGUCUAAAUGCUCCAUCAAAGCCCUCCACACAGCCAGGAAUAGCCUGUUUAUAUGCAGGAGAGAUGCUGUGACUUUUAUUUAUUUAUUGUUAUUUGUUUUAGCUUAAACUCAGUCAAAUGUAAAUUACCCUUUAAAUAUUGGAGUUGGUUUAUAGACUACUCACCAUGUGUAAGUUUUAAAAAAAUGUAAAGUCCCCUCCGGUUGCUAAAACCACCAACUUCUCCUGAAAUACAGAGGACAUGACCUCAGUGCCCUGAACUGAAGAUGUUUUAACAAUACAAAUAUUUACUUUCAUCGUUCAAUUUCAAGGAUUUGAAUGAAUGAAAGUUUUUUUUUUUUUUUCUCAGAUCUAUAUGAACGGUAGAAACAAGGCACUGUUUAGCACCUGCUUUUUCACAAGGUUAUCAUACUUUGCUUCCUAAAAUAAACCUGGGAAUGUAUAAAUUAAUUUACCAAAUUGGCUGUACUGCUUAGGUUUCCCUGUGUUUUAAUGUACAUUUUACAUUUGCUGCCAAUGGCAAGUUUCCUUUGGAACCACUUGAGCGCUGCCGUUUGUUCCUCGUUAGAUCAGUGCCAUGUGAAGCAGUCAAACAAGGCCCUGUUGUGUUAGGUGUUGUUAUUUUUGAAAGGUUGUUGUUAAUGUCUUUAUUAGGCCCUUAAUUGCUUAAUUACAGCAAACUAUCCUGACUAAGCUGCUGUGAGUCAUUUUACUCCUGCCACGUAACAUUCUACCUGUAACCCAGAAACAUCACAUCACCGUCUAAAUGAGAUGAGUGAUGCUUGAAAUAUAAACCUUUUCUAUGUUGGUCAUGGCUUGCUGUGCGGCAAAAUUGGACAUCUCAAUAAUGAAAAAAAAGGGGGAGAGUAAAGUUGUAAGUUAUCCUAAUUGCAGAGCUUACGUUGCAGUCUUGUGUUUAUAGGAGAGGCCAGCCUUGCAAUGGAACGCGCAUGUGUUCUUUGGGAGAAACCAAAUGGGCAACAAAUGACAGCUUUCACUUUCCUCUGUUCCUUUUGAUUAUGCCAGGAGAAAGGAGAGUUCAAACACGAGCGGUGCACCAGUCAUUUAAGAGGAGGUCAAUGUGGAUGUUUGUUGGUAAUUAUACCCUUUGUUUUUGUUCCCAUGGUUAACCAUCCAAGAAGGGGAAAUAGUUGGAAGUCUGUCUUUGGCGUCUGGGUUGUGUUCAGGACAGGCGGCGCUAGACACAAAAAAAGCCCCAAGGGAAGCUUGUGUCAACGUAAUGACGGACAUUCAGACUGUAGCGCUGAGUAAAGGGAUGGACACAGUUUAACCAUUGACAUUUACUGAUGGAUGUCAUGUGAUGGGGCUCCUUUCUUUUCUGUGUCUGUGAUGUCUAGUGAAAGAGAAACAUCGCAUGAACACAUCUGUCAACAGUUUAUAGGAUUGAUACAUUUUAAUUUGUUAUUGAUUUCAUGACGUUCUGUUUGUCAUUGCUGGAGGUAGAAGGAUCUGUUAUGCCUGGACGCAUACUUAGCAUGCCCUCGUAGAGCCUGAAACACUGAAUCUCCCUCGUUUUUCUUCUAGAACUGCUCUCAUCCUCUGUUCAACGCAUUAUCCAGGCAGUUCCUGUCGUUGGGAGCACCCAUGUCUGUUGGUACAGCGGUGGUGUGGCUUGUUUUGUGAGACAGUAAAUGAUACCCGGUUGAUCUCCUCACGAAUUGUCCUCGAUGGGAAGAUGUCAAUGUGUGACGCUCUGAAGGAAAUUCAUGUUCUCCUCUCAGUGCUGUCCCACACACACAGGAACAUCAACUGAGCGCCACCAGUGCUGGUGUCCUGGUUUAACUACGCACUUAGGGACUGUGAGUAGAAAAUUAGCAGCUGCACUGGAGUCUGUCACCGGCAUGCCGUAACUGACAUGUGAAAUGAGUAAGGGAGGGAGGGGGGGGUUGGGUGACAACAUUUCUUUUGACCUUGUACUGCUGUGGUAAGAAGGGUGAAAGGCAGAUACUGCAGGGAUGUAGUCGUGUACACCGUACGUCAGACGCUCACUGCACACUUCAGAUGCUCAGAUGUUGAAUUCUCUUCCCAGUUGCUCUUUAGAGAAUGCGAUCGCACCAUAAUAACGACCUGCAGGUGCACUAUAACCCUAAGACAUCAAUCUGUGUUCACACUCUAAAUAAUGGGGUCAAUUAAAUUAUCAGGUAUCCAGUAAUCCCAAUAUGUUCAUGGCAAGUCUAAAUGCUGUCAAGAGAUGCAAUCGGCUGUCUGUCCUAAUAUGUGGACAAUACAUCUUAUUUAGUCAAAGCAGUGCUGGUCAGGCGUUUAAGAUUCAAUCAAGACUUAGAUUUAUUUAACAAUGCAAUGUGGGGUUCGGGGAGUAAAGUUGUGAGGAGGAAUGGUCUCGUGGGCGCAGUUUGACAAUGUGAGUAGUCAGGGCCGGAGUUGAGUAAGUAAAGUUACCAGCACCAUGUUGAGCUUGCAUGAAACUUUGGCCACAAGGAGUAAUCGGUGAGAUACCCGUCUUUACCAGAACACACACCACCCCACUCCCCAUAAUGAUGAGGAUCAAGGAGGCUGCUGAGCCGUACCAGCUUGAACCUGUGGGCUGAGUUCAUCAAGUCCACAAGUUGCUGUGUGGUGUUUCCCUGAAAUGACCUGUCAAUCAAUGUGUGUGUGUGUGUGUGGGGACGGGGGGGACGGGACAGUUCUGUGUUGAGGGGCAACCAAAGUCAGAUACACAAUAUUUUGCAGGUCACUUCACAAUGGAAAAGGCCUCAUUUGUGAAAUGUUUUUGUGAGAUUACAUCUUUGGUAAUGACAAGCAGUAGUCUUUGUUUGCAGAAAUGUAGUUUGAUGAAAAAAAGCAUAAUAGUGGACUAAUCGACUACGAGGAGGCAGCCUUAGUUUGAGGUAAAAUGACUAUCGCUUAAUAAACUUAUGACCAGAUGGUGGAUUUCCUGCUGGCUAUGUCGGAGCAGAGCCGUUUUGGAAGCAAGUGUACACUGUGUCCUGGUUCAUAAAGGGAUCAAACUAGCAAUGAUUUCCCUGGCGUUUAUUAUCAGGUAAAGCCAUUAGCAAUAUACAGUUGAAGGCAAUGUGUUGCUUUAGAAGGCUUGAAAUGAGCUAUUGUAUUUAAGAUUCAAAUAUAAAUGAGGCCCAAGAUUAUGUGUAUGGAUUAGUGAGAGAGUGAAUAGAUGAUAUGUAAAUGUGCCCUAGCCUGGUUGGUGCUAGAUGUGGUACCAGAGAGAGGGGCUGACUGGGUUACUGUUAAGUGACGUGAACAUCACAACAGCUCAUCGCAAGACGCUCCGUGCAUACUACAGUAGCUUGAAUUGUUUUGUGUUGAGGUUAGUUUGCCAGAGAACUCUUGUUUGUCCCUAUGCAAUCGUUCAUUUAGCCUUUUAUAGCUGUGGAUGUUGACGCUCUUGUUUAUAACAGGAUUAGCCUUCACCCUCUUCAGCAUGAGGAUCUUAGGAAAAUACUAAUACGGGUCAGAAGCACAUUUCUCUUUCCCACUCUCUUCCACACACACAUUCAGGGGAAAGAACUCAGUAAUGAGAAGAAAGAGUUGUAAUCUGUCCUGAAGAGGCGAGGUCUGGUCUGCAUACAGCUGGAGUGGCACGUCCUUUACUGCAGAGGAGGAGGCUUUAAUUGAGGAGAUAAGAGGAGAUGGACUGAUUGGAGCAGGAAUGAGCACUGAUCUGGCAUUUAGUCAGCUUGAUGAAUAGAAGCACCCCUAUUUCUGACAGAAUGUGAGGCUGCUCAGUAUGCUGUCAGCAGGUUACAGAUAGUUUGCGUAAUAUUUUUAACUCUGUGCUUUUGCCUCUUGCAAACACACAGAUGGCUCCCAGCCUCCACAGUAUUUGCCAGACUUUCUUCUCUCAGUUUCUUCUCAAGCUUCACCUUCCAAAUGGCUCGGGGAGAGAAAAACUUCAGCACUGGCACAGUGACGUUUUCUGUCUGAGAGGUAUGCUAUAUAUUAGCUGCAUAUAUACGCUGUGAAGGAAGGUAUCGGCCAAGCAUCUUCUUCCUCUAGCGCUCUCUCUUUAGUUUAAGAACGUCCAGGAAACAGACUGCAUACUUGACAAGCAUCACAGUCUAACUCACUGGCUCCAAGGAAUGCUGGCGUUUCUGUAAAUGGGUCAUCUGGGCCACGUCUGAGGUAAAGCCAAUAUAUGGCCUUUUGACAUGAAUGUCAGGCCAUUCUCCACUAUUCUCAGUGUCUUGCAGAGGUGAUAAGAUAGAUGAUUUGAUAUAUUAUUGAGUUAUCUCAUCCAGGUAAACAGGAUACGCAAGUUUACAAGUGUGACAUUCACACAUGCGUGGGGUGUGUCUGUGUCAUUAAAAUGUUUGCUUGGUAGCUGAAAUAGUUCUGACCCAUUGUUCUCUUUGAAGUCUCUCUCACACAGGUUACAUUGAACACACCCACAAUGCACAUCAAAUAGCUCUGUGCCACAAAGUCUGUGUACUGUUGCAAAAGACAGAGCAGGGAUUGGGCCUUUUUAGGUUGGACAGUAAUUGUACUCAAUACUAUGAGGUUCCAUUGUGGAAAACCACUGAGAUCUGUUCAGCGGUUGUCUUUUUAUUCCCUCGCGGCUCUCAUGGAUGCUAUGCUAUAGUGUUUCUAUGGAACCCGCCCACUCGCUGUACAUGUAGCCAGCCAGGCAGACAGGAAAGCAGCAGACGUCUGUGCAGCGUGGCUCUGACUGACUGUUUAUCAGACGAGAACUUUGACACGAUCGGAGCAGGAAGUUUGGCCCUCGAGGGAGCCCGGCUCUGAGAAAGAUAGAACAGAAGACGAAAUAUGCAAGAUAACUGUCUCUUUAUCAACUCCGACUGCUUUAUCUGGUCUGUCUGGUGAAACCACGUAGGGCCUGUAGUAGUUACAAAUAUUUGCUAAUAGGCUUAAUUAUUAUGCCCGCGAGUCAUGUCUUAUUAUGAAAUAGCAAAUUAUAUUAUGUCAUGUUUUAGAAAGCAGUAUUUGUAUAGAAGCUAGUAUUGAGGACUUUUUAAAAGUUCAAUUUGAGCACAGGAUGUGAAGAAAGCUGCAUAGCUUGACUUAUGCAGGUUAAAAGAUGUGAAUAUUUCAUCAAAUGGAGAAAUGAACUUCCCAGUAUCUCAUGGUAAGAACCCCUGCUGUAUAGGCCCAGAAGCCAGCCAAAUAACCUAUUGAUUUAUACCCAGAUCAAAGGAAAUCAUCAACUCAGCACUUUCCUCACAAGCUCUGCCUUCAUCUCAUCUCUUCCUGAACUAAAUGAUGCUGAUUUAAGCAGCAGCUCUCCUCUUUAGGCUAUUUCAAAUUCAAAUGGCGAGGAGUAGUUUCUCUGUGUUUUGGUAGAAACAUUAUAGUAUGAUACUAGAAGGCUGGAUGGGGUUCUUGUUUGACUCUUUCUAGCAAUUAUUCACAUCAAAGUCUCCACACAGGCAGUUGGCACAGUAAUCAGUAGCCUUAAACACAGUACAUACAAGCAGACGUACCACUUGUGAACCACUGCUUCCUAGCUGUAGGUUCAGGGCUCCAUUCCCAGGAGUGCAAUUUGAACCAUUUAAAGUCUGUUAUAUUUGUACAGCUGUAGGCAUUCGAGUGUGUUUUGCUCACAUUCAAUUAUCACCAAUUGCGCCUGCAGAAUAUGUCACACAUUUGUUGCAAUAGUGCGAAACUAGGGUUCCACUUCCCAUAUGCUGCGUUUGGGAAGGAGGUUUUGCAUUGGUUUGCGUACUAGUUUCAGAUCCCUUCAGACUAAUGGGGAAACCCAGAGGGAGAGCAGAGACCAUCUCACAGCAUGGUGCACAGACUAAUCCCACACUCACUUCCUGUUUCACUUUAGCUGAGCUAAUGACUUAUACCGCUUCCUUCAACCCAGGUGCUGUACAGAUGCUUCAGAGCUGCCGACGUGACAGGCACAAUUAAUACAAUAAUGCAUGUGUGUAAGCACACAAAGUGAAAGAUUGCACAUAUACACUCUAUAUUUGUACAGCAAGUUAUCUAUCUGUUCUGCUUCACUAGCUCUAGUGCUGAUGUUAAAUGUGCAGCUGCUGUGGUGGUUGCCACUGAUGGCAAUCAAAGACCAAUAUUUGGUUGGCAAUUUCUCAAAAAGGUUGCCAAUGUUAACCAGGCAACCGUUACAAGCCCCGAUGAUCCACAGUUAGUGUUACAUGAUCUAUUUUUUUUCUUCGCAAAAUUGUAGCUUGGCAUGAAGCUUGCAUGACUUUUGAAACAGUUGUUUUGUAGAGUUUCUGAUUGUAUAAUGAAAGUAGGCUCUGCCUUCAAUGAUCAUGGAAAAAGCAGUAUUUCAAGCCACACACUCGCCAUCAUUCUGCAUGAUACAUUUGUUUUCACAUCCUUUGCGACAGUGCUGUGUCCAUGUUUAGAGUGUGACUCAGUGCUUUUUCCUGUAGACGGAGGGAGGAAAAAGGCUCUCAGGAGCUUCAACGUGUCUGCUGCCACCUCACCUAGUGAGCAUCCAGCCACAUCGCUCUAUGUUCCAUCAUUAUUUAUUAAUGUCUGGCCAGUUUCAUACUCCGGGGGUUUGCUAUUUCCUGUUUCCUUUCUGUAAGUUUGGUUUUAAUUCAUACAAAGGAUCCUGGCGGUAUGGAAGAGGAUGUCAGUUGGCUGUUUUUAUGGCAAACAAUUGGUCCAGUUACUGGAAAUUACAAGUCUCUAGUGGUAAGCUUUUCAUCUAAGUCCAUGUCCUAUAUUGGGACACCUCGGACUGUGUUAUUGUUCUUACACUAUGGCCACUUACCAAUGGAAAAGUGAUGUACUGUUGGCUGCACUGGGGACUCCUACAAGUUGGUCGGGAUACCCUGCAACAACCUCAUAGUGGUGGAAAAGUCAUGUAGCAUGCCUUUGACUGAAAUGUCUCAACAGCUAUUGCAUGGCUUGCUGAAAGUUUCCCAUCUUCAGCAGGCUCUCCAGACCUGAUAAUACAAAUAUGCUCUCAGGCAUGUUUGUUCGAUCUGCAGCCAUCCAUAAAGGGUACACUGGAAGAGAAAACAAAGACAAUUUCUCUGCUAUAUCUCUACAGAUGAAUUUCCUAAGAAAAAAACAAAUUAAACAGUAGUUAGACUGUUUAUUAGAACUAUGUUUCAAGUGUCUUGACACGUAAACAAGUAUUUUCUGUGGUCAUGAUGUAAUCCACAGCCCACCACUGGCAGUGAACAAUCACAGGAACAGUACAAUGUUUUGACAGCAUUUUGUAAUGUCCGCCAGUCGCAACAUUGCAGAAUCAGUGUAGUCGAAAGCAUGCAGCAUGCGUCAAAUCACACUCGACAUCUACAUCAGCAGCGGGGUGUGAAACAGCCUGCAGUGAAAAGCAUUCUGAACUGUUUCUCAACCCUUUGCAGCAUCCUUUUUAAAAAAAAAGCUGUUUUAGUGGUGGUGUAGGGGUGUGGUCAGACCAAGUUCCUCAAUUUACCACUUGCCACAAACUGAAGGCUGUUUCAUCCCGGACCAGAGUUCAGUAUGCUCUCUACCCACAUGCUUUACGGCCUUGGCAUGCCGUACGUUGUGGGAUCCAAAUUAGACCAGUAUGGUGGAGCAGGAAAUGCAGACCCCUCCACAAAUGAUCCACCCUCACAUUAAGAAGCGCUUCUCACACAAAGAUUGGCUUUGUCAGUGUUGGUAGCUGCUGUUUGUGCCCAAACAGCCCACAGCCCACGUAGGAAAGAAAGAGCUCAUAACAAUGUCGUGAAGCAAUCUUUAUUUUUUAGACAUUUUGGACAUAGUUCACAACAAGUACUUGCUUUGCGUGGUGGUUUUUAAUUCAAGAACACAAACCACAAACGCACACGGUCCCACGUUAAAUCCAAUUACAAGCCACUGCCCUGAGAACAAAGUGCAGACACCUGCAUUUCUAACAACAGCGGUUUGGGCUGUGUGAUCAUAAUAGAAAGUUGUUACCCUUAUUCAGACCGUGCAUGGCCCGGUAUGUUGGAGAUCUGUUCCUCCUCCUCGUCCAUUCUCCUUUUUUUGCCGUGUGUUCUUCUCAAGUAAGAAAAAAGUCUGGAAAAAAACUGUGAGAGGAGAAAACCAUGCCCCAUGGCUGAGACUCUGUGUGAGAGUGAAAGAGUUAGCAGCACAGCGGUUGGCCGCCUGCAGUACUUCCUCAUCCUGACUGCUGCGUUGAGGCAGACGGCCGUUGCUCCUGACCUUUUUUUGAAUUGGCCCUCAGAGUCUCUUCGAAGAGCUCGGCAAAGGACGCAUAUUCUGGUCUGUUUUGCUUCAGGGCUCCCUGGCAGAGGGCAGGCCCUAGGACAGCGUCGAGCACCGAACACGUGAGUGAACAGCACCGCUGUUUUGUUUUGUUUAGCGUUUUCUCUGACACCAAUCUGUCACCACCCUCUUUCUCAUUACUCACUUCUUUGAGCUCUUGUACAAUAUUUGGAUAUGUUGUUUUAUCUUCCCGUCAUUGUUUUUCAGCUUUAAAGAGACAAUGCAGUUUGUUUGGGCUGGAAUAUGUGAUUGGUCAUAGUAAUAGAAACGUUUUGAAUAGGAAAAAAGUCAUUUUGUAUGAUAAGUUAGGCAGAAAGUGAAGUGAGAACAUCUGCUGCAGAUAUUUCUUCUGCCAGGUUUCUCACAUUUCUGUCAACCACUGAAAGUAGAAUGUUGGAAAGGAAACGUGAACUGUAUGCAGGACGAGUAUUUAUUCACGUUUUUACAACCGUAGCUAACCAGAGAUAGCUAUUUUUAGGCUUAUGUUAUGCUUAGUAUGUUAUAUUGAGGUUUAUGUUAGCCUUUGCUGAACAUUGAGUCAGGCAGGAAGAAACACAUGAGAGGAUGUGAUGACACACGUUCAACCUAGCAUCUUAUAUCCUUUUAUGUUUCCAAAUGCGGUCAGGAGCAUAUAAGAUGCAUAUUAGUAGAGUCACCCAUGUUCCUGUUGGUCAACAUGAAUAUGUGAUAAAACAGACAUUUUAACGCCCAUGUUAUUAUAAAGAAAUACCUCAAUUCAACCUUGUUCAGUUAUGCUUUGUUGUGUUACAAUGCUUGAAUCUUUUCAAAGUUAUUCUCUAUAGAUAUAGUAGAAUAAAUUAUAUUGAUUUAAGCAAAGCAGUUAAGGCGCACCUGAAUGCACUUUGCCUAAUUAAGGGCUGCCACAGGAAGGCAGCAGGCUUCUCUGCAGGCCUGCAGUUUGUUUCCUCCCAUAAUAACUAUUUAUGCAGACGUUUAACAGAUUCAUUGACAGGAAGUUGGUACUUAAACACCGUUCCUAGUGACGGGAGGAAGCGUUUCACUCUCUUCUGCUCCGUUUUCUACAAAUACACAUAGACUGAAUAAUUGAAGUGUGGCUCACAUGGCCUGUCAUGCAGCAGGACAACCUGCAUUUAAAGUCAGAACAGUCAGGACCGGUUGGCUCGGAUUUCCCUCGUCAGCCAAGUUACACAUUCAUGCAAGAAGGUAUUUCCUCUGUAGCUGUUGCAUAGUCUUGGGUUUUUGCAGUACAGAAUAAUUAUUGGUUUUGUCUCAACAGCAGUUGCACUGUAUGAGUGUUGAUCUUGCUUGUAUGAUUAAAAAGCACGCUGUCUACUCCUUCAGGUGUGAAUCGGAUCAGGCGAUGUGUGAGAGAUGGUUUAAACCAGGACCAAACUGAUAACAGUCGGUGCUUUCUCCUUAUUUUCCUUCCGCAGUCCAACAGCAACUGUCAGAAAUAACUUGAGAGGCUCCUACACCACUCUGUCCCAUAUUUAAGCCUUUACAUUCAUCAUCCUGUUUUUGGAAGCAAUAUAAUUAAGGCAGAUGACAACCCAUUACUUAUGACUGUGUGGUGACUACAAGUUAUACUUGUUUUUUGAGAUUUGGUCUUUUUUUUUUUUUUCAAGGCAAAGUCCAUUUUUAGCUUUUUACAGCCUUGUAUAAGCCACGAGGUCAUCAUCCUACAUGUUUGUUCUGUCAGACCGUGCACGCUGUAGUCAUCUUUGUUAGCUGAGCUGCUUUUACAGGAAGAUGCCCAACUCUUAACUCUUGGCUAGUUCACCUUUAAAAUACAACCCGCUGUCUGUCUCUCAAAGACAUUUGGGUUCCUAUUCCUAACUAGGCCAUUGUAAAGUAAGUGGGACACAGUUCUGGCUCCUGAUGUUCUUAUCUCUGCAGAUAAAUAUGGUACGGUCAUAUUUACAGAAAUGGGUACCACAGUGGUCCAAAGAAGGUAAAUACAAAGUAUAUUCAACUUCAACUGGACAGGAUUUUGCUUUACAGAUGUUUUGCAAUUUUUUGGGGCAAAUAAACUAGUAUAUCCUCAAGGGGAACAUCCUCAAUUUGCCUCACUUCCUCAUUAGUCCUACGCUGGCAUCGUAGCAAUGAGUGGAGCCCGAGCCUUGUAAACUGAUCUGAAAGGAGGUGAGCCAUCCAGCUGAGAUGUUAGACUACCAGGCCAGGCAGGAGCUAGUCACAGGAUCUUGCCUCGAGAGGUCUUAGUAUCAUAUGAUGGGCCUGCAGGGGGAUAAACACAAGCUCUCAUAUGGUACAUGCAGUGUGAUCCUCUUUAAAUAAACACCCAGAAACAUCCCUGAAUAAAAAGCAGUGUGGAAUGUAGCAAAUUGGAUGUCCUGUGAACAUGUUACUGAUGUGGAUCCCCUGUAUUGUGAUUGUCUCUCGUGGUUACACUGCUCCUAUUACACAUCAUAACAUUAUUUAUAGGACUGCCAACUAUUAGUUACUGCAGAUGUUUGUUUUUUAUUGCAGCAUUGCUUUUCCCUGCUUUGAACUGUGACCUGCUGUGCUACACAUGCAACAUUUCAGUCACUGCAGUAAAUGAAAUCUGUAUAGCAGUUUAGAGCAGGGGGGGGGGGGAGGAGAACUGUCUUCAAUCGUUUCCCUACUUGCAGAGACUAGAGGAUAUCCCCAUUAAAGUGGCAGAAGAUCGGGUUACCUCAACCCGGAUCAAUGACUCAGCCAGUCAUCAGGGAGCACCAGAGGUCUUUACCAGUACACACUCUCCUUGGUUAAGUGCAUUCCCACCUCCUUCCAUUUCCUACUUCUAGUCUUUGCCCAGAUGAGUACAUUUCCUUCUGGACGUCAAAUGCACACUUUUAACAGUCUGUCUGACCACAUCCUGUUGGAGCUGGAAAAAACGAAGCCGUUAUUGUAUUACUUUAUGAACGUAUUCCUGACAGACGCAUGACUGUCGUGGAAAAAUGUAAUUGUAUGCGUCUGUGGCGCUUGAGGGAGCAAUUCUAAUUUUGACUCGCAUCUAUAGCUAUAGCUAGCGCAUUGCUAAACUGUUUUAUUUGUUUAUUGCUUGAUAUUUGAUAUAUUGAUAUAUUUGUUUUGUAUGUCUUCUUCUGCAGUAGUGGUAAUUUCCUUAGUAGAUUUAGUUACAGCCAGAUAAAGCAAAGAGGCAGAAAAGUCAGCUUUAGUCAAAGUUAUUGUAGAUAGAAAAUUAUAUGUACGUGAGGCUAAAAAUCGAGUUAACUAAAUGUAUUUAUAAAGUUAUUAAUUUUUAUUAAAUAUUGGUUAAAAGCAAUUUUACAAGUCAAAGGCCAGUUUCUUGUGUUUUCAGAGUGAAUGGAAGAUCAUGUGUUGAUAUUUGUGCUGGUGCCUUCGGCAUUGUGCUUAAAGAGAUCAACCUUCAAUGAGACAAUAGCCUACUGAGCAACUGUUCUGGAAGAAUCUGCCCACCAGCUCUAGGGGAGCUGAAUACACAGGCAUAUGAAUGCUUAAGGAUAACCAUACAGAAGUUUGUUAUUGAACAAUGUCCUCUCUUCUUUGGACCUCUCUCUCAGGUGUAGUUAGCUGACGCACAGCCAUGAUGAAAUCGGGGGCCAUGAAGGUGGGGCUGCCCAAGCCGGGACUCCAGGAGCGGAGCAAGCAAGCCUCCUCGACCACAUUUUCCUCCACCACCACCUCCUCCACAGCCAUGAAGACCUCCAGAUCUUCUAACACGCUGGCCUCAGACCAGCGCCUCAGCAGGCUGAAAAGAGCCAGCAGUGAUGAUGCCUUGAUAAAGCCUGCUCUGGGAGCCGCUGGCUCCCGGAUGAAGAAGACUGUGACCACCGGAGCCAUCUCAGAUCUCACGGAGGCCCGCCCUCGCAGCCUGUCUGGUGCACAAGCAGCCAAGAAGUCUGGUAUCCCAGCUCCUAGAGAGAUUCCUUCUUCCAUAACAAGAGACCGCAUCUCUCUGAGGGACCAGCUUCGGAGCUCCACCACAAAGAGGAUGGUGUCUAGUGCCAGCACUUCCAGCCUCUCCACCCUGACAAAGCCGACACGCAGUUCAACCAAGUCCCGUGGAGAUGCAGAGGUCCAGGAAAAGGGCCUUCUGGAGUGCCAGGUGAAAGAUCUGCUGGCUGAGGCCAAGGCCAAAGACUUAGAGAUCAGCAAUCUCAGGAUGGAGUUGCAGUGUUGCAAAGGUAAAGCCUCCACUGCUUCCUCACCCAACUCCGUCUCAUGGGAAGAGCCUGCUGCAGAUCAAGAGCAGGGAAAGGUGGCGGAGGCCUUUGUGCUGGUUGGGGAGCUGAGGGAGAAGAACGGGAAGUUUCAGAGAGAGCUGGCAGCGCUUAGGGAGGAGAACCAGGCACUGAAGGAAAAGCUGCUUUGCUUGGAUGCCUCUCCUCUCUCUAGUACAGACUCUAGCACCCAUUCCAAGCCUUUGGUGAAUGGCCUGUCCUCAGACUCCAACUCUGCAACUCCGCAACUGGACAGUCUCCCCUGUGCUGCCAGUCCUCUCAAAACCUCUGUCUCUUCCAGUUCUGACAUCGCCAAGGACUCCCCAUCGCCCGACUCCUCAGAGUUUGAGAGGAUCCCGUCUCAUUCAGAAUCGGCGAGCAGCGGUGUCAGUGGGGAAGUCGUUGUAGUGGGGACAGAGGGGCAGGACGUGGCGGUGCGGAGCCUCACAGAACAGAUUCACAAGAUGGAGGAGAGCCACCACAGCACCGCCGAGGAGCUGCAGGCAACUCUGCAGGAGCUGGCCGACCAGCAGCAAGUGGUGCAGGAGCUGACGGCCGAGAACGAGCGUCUGGCCGAGGAGAAGCGCCUCCUGCAGACCUCACUUCAACAGCAGAGGGAGCGCCUGGAGAAGCUGGCCCAGAAGAACGAGACGCUUGCUGGCCGACUUCAGGAGCAAGCCCAGGCUCAUGCCCAGAGGGAGGAGGAGUUGGGUAGCCAAGGGCCUCGGCUGGCCGAGCUGGAGCAAAGGUAUUCCGAGCUGGUCGAGAGCUCGCGCUUCGAACGGGAAAAGCUGGUGGACAUCCAGCAGCAGCUGACGGGCAGCCUACGGGCUCUGGAGGGGGAGAACCAGGAGGCCCAGGGCCAGGCGCGCUGCCUCAGAGAGGAGAUGGACAGGCUGCAGUCCCAGCUGGACAGGGAGCUAGAGGCCGGAGGUCAGGCAGCACAGGCCGCGGAGGAGCAGAGGGCGACAGCAGACAGUCUCCGACUGGAAAACAGUAGGCUGAAAGCGCAGGUGGACAUUGAGAGGCAAAAAGUUGGUGAGUUGAAGGCCAUGCAGAGUGCCAGUGAUAGCACUGAGAUGCAGGACUUGCUGAAAACAGCCCACGCUGAGAGAGACAGGCUGGAGGUGGAGCUGACAGAGCUGAGGCAGGAGCUGCUACAGGCCCAAGCCGAGGCUGAGCAUGUGCAAUCCACAAUGUCCAAGGUGGAGGCCAAAUGCCAGCAGGUUCAGGAGCGGGCCGAGAUGAGGGAGCAGGAUCUCGGUAGCCGGAUGACUUCGCUGGAGGAGGUCGGGAUCCAUGCCGAGAACCAGGUGAAGGAACUGAAGGAGACCAUCUUUGAGUUGGAGGACCAGGUGGAGCAGCAGAGGGCUGUCAACUGCCACACCAACCAAGCCGUCCUGGACAUGGAGAAUCUCGUCAAAAAGCUGGAGGAGCAGAAAGCUGAAGCAGACCGACAGCUGAAAGUCUUGAGUAGACGGAUUAAGGAGGAAAAAGACGAGUGGCGUCGGUUCCAGGCGGACCUCCAGACGGCAGUGGUGGUGGCAAACGACAUCAAGGUGGAAGCUCAGCAGGAGCUGCGUACACUCAGGAGGCAGCUGCAGGAGGAACAGGGUCGCAGUGCAAAGCUUUCUACAGACCUUGAAGCCCUGCAGGGUGUCAGGUCCCAAGGUGACGAGGUGAGGGUGUCCGACUCCGAUAUCAACCGUCACUGGUGCGGCAUCUCCGUGAUCCCGACCACACCCUCCGACGCCAGUGGAGAUGCAGACUCAGAGCCCGAAGCUACUGUCAAAUCCCUCAUUAAGUCCUUUGAUACUGUUGGACAGAGUAUGUUAUCUGGUCUUUCAGAUGGACCAGGCCACACGGUUCAAAUGCCUUCCUCUCCAAGAACACCGCUGAGUGGGAUCCCUGUACGCACUGCUCCUGCUGCUGCCGUCUCCCCCGUCCAGAGACACACGUACAUAAAGCCACUGUCAAAGACAUUAGAAAACAGAAUCCACCAUGGAGAAUUCUCUCAUCAUCAUGAGGGGUGCGGGGAAGACCUGAAACCUAACAGCCUGAUGAGGAAGAGCCCUUCUCUCGAGUCUGUGAUCAAACCCCCCGCCUCCUUCGGCAGCCGCACAGCAUCCUUCAGCUACAACCGAGGCGACAGCAAACUGAGUGUGGAAAGAAAGGACCCCUUGGCUGCACUGGCGCGGGAGUACGGAGGAUCUAAGAGAAACGCUCUACUGAAGUGGUGCCAGAAGAAAACAGAAGGCUAUCCGAAUAUUGAUGUGACCAACUUCAGCAACAGUUGGAGUGACGGCUUGGCUUUCUGUGCCCUCUUGCACACAUAUCUGCCCGCUCACAUCCCUUACCAUGAACUCAUCAGUCAAGAUAAGGACCGGAAUCUGACCCUGGCUUUCCAGGCCGCCGAGAGCAUCGGGAUCAAACCCUCUCUGGACAUGGAGGAGCUGAUGAAGACGGACCGGCCGGACUGGCAGAGCGUCAUGCAGUACGUCUCUCAGAUCUACAAGUACUUUGAGACCUGACCGACGGGGGAGAGGGGGAGCUGGAGACCGAUGAAUCGGAGGCACUGCAGCACUUUUACGUCUACAUUUACCUUUCAGACAGACCGACUGCUGCUCACUGACACCAGGGACAUGACUGAGGAAGUCACAGAGCUGCUCUUUACUCAUUUCUUAACGGGACAGGACAGUGAGCGCUGAGGCCCACAUUUACAAAGACUGCAGUCAGGAAACAGGAAUGCCCUUUUUACCAGUUUAACGUGUCAAUUGAGCAUCUGAUUCACAAACAAAUGAGAGCAGACGAACACAUUAUGGUGCAAAAUACUUUCCAAGCCUUGUGGCAGUUGACAGCAUGACUGAGAGAGGAUUCAGAACAGAUUUUUUUCUCUCCAUUGACUUUGAAAGAACAGACAAAAAUACACACACACAAGAUAUUUUUCAAUUAUUUGCUAAUUAUCAGUGUUGUUUGUGAAUCCAAUGCUCUGGUUGUGGUCACUUUCAAUAUGUGCCAAAUCUUCUUCCACGACACAACUUGUUCCAGACCAUCUAUGCAUGAUGACAGCGUAGCCUGAGCUGCUGUGUGGCUGCUCCGUGUGGCGUCUACUUUCACUGAGCAACAGGCAGUCACGAGGGAAGCAGUGGGAAACCAAACUUUCCAUAAAAUUUGUUCCGUUUGCUGAAAUGUUGCUUUGAAGAAUUGGAUCAGUUCUCAUACCGAGUGCUUAUUGUGAACUAGCUGGGGUUGUACUUUGCAGAGCAGAGAGUAUUUUGAACUGACGGGUUUGAGUAGAACUGAAGCCUUUAUAUUUUUCACCUUUAAUUGUGUGCAUUCUUUCGAAUAGAAAUCAAACAAACUCCAGCAGCCAUCUGUGGUGCGAAACUAAAUAGGAUUUAAAGGAUGGGCAGAAUAGAACCAUCGUGUCGUGCCCUCCUGUGUUUUCUUCACGUUUUCCAUCAAGACCGUCUCAACAACUAUGGUACUGCGGCUACUUUGCCAAAUAUACAUAUUUGGCAUUGUCAUGUUCAAUUUUGAAGGAGAUGAUGACUUUUACAUGUGAGAGAAGAGCCACCACACUUUCCCUCGUGGUAUGAUUUAGACAAUCCUCCAUUUGCAGAUGCCCUUGUGUUUGGGAAGAUUAAAGUGUUAUUUAUUUAUUUACAAGACUUGCAUCAUGAAAAGUGAGAUUGUGGACAGAAGCGUGUGCAGUUUUCUAUUUACCGAUGUCAGAUUUGGAGGCCUGGCGGAUGGAUAUUGCUCAAUAAAGGAUUGUUGAAGUUUUAUAUGAAAUGAUUCACUUUUUAAAAAUGAUUAUUCAGGUUAUCUUUUGAC
Molecule: messenger RNA, 16975 nt
Organism: Anarrhichthys ocellatus (wolf-eel)
Lineage: Eukaryota; Metazoa; Chordata; Actinopteri; Perciformes; Anarhichadidae
Gene: specc1
Product: sperm antigen with calponin homology and coiled-coil domains 1
Exons: 14
Coding region: 12502-15669 (1055 amino acids)
Molecular function (GO): protein binding
Source: RefSeq, a predicted model, not a curated record